Molecule: messenger RNA, 1815 nt
Organism: Oncorhynchus masou masou (cherry salmon)
Lineage: Eukaryota; Metazoa; Chordata; Actinopteri; Salmoniformes; Salmonidae
Gene: pabpn1
Product: poly(A) binding protein, nuclear 1
Exons: 7
Coding region: 429-1142 (237 amino acids)
Cellular component (GO): nucleus
Molecular function (GO): poly(A) binding
Source: RefSeq, a predicted model, not a curated record
AGACGACAACGAAAAACGGUAGAAGGUGUGUCGACAAUGCUUAAUUGAGUAAUACGAUUGCGAGUUUACGCCCGCAGUACGUAACUCCACCCCCGACUUCCAUUUCUGAACUGAGGACACAGCACUCGCGAAGAGAAUCUUUUAGGUUAUGUAUAUUUCUUAAUGUAAAUAAACUGUAACGUUAGGCUCUCCGCUGAAACUUUGAUACACACACACACACAACUGAAGUAGCCUUUGCAAUUGUAGUUGGAACCCGUUCGGACAGAGGCUAGAGUCGAAGCUGGCCUUUUAUUUCACGUUUUAACUUUCCUAAGCGGCGGUUUCCGCCGUUUUUUUUCUUUCGCCCCACUCACUCUCCCGCUGUGUGAGUAGGGGCCUGUAACGUUGGUUUAAGCCACGAGGCGCGUCGGAUAAACCGGAAUUGGGAGAUGGCGGAGUUCGGUAACGGAAUGGACUCGGGCAUAACGGAAGAAUCCCUGCUGGACUCAGACCCAGGGCACCCAGAACUAGAAGACCCGGGUGUUGGCGAUGAGGAACCUGGAUUAGAGGAGGGAGAGGCCGCGAUCGAGGACCCGGAGCUGGAGGCGAUCAAAGCUCGGGUGCGAGAGAUGGAGGAGGAAGCAGAAAAGCUGAAGGAGUUACAGAACGAGGUGGAGAAACAGAUGAAUCUUAGCCCUCCACCAGCCGGUCCCGUCAUCAUGUCCAUCGAGGAGAAAAUGGAAGCUGACGCAAGAUCUAUCUAUGUUGGAAAUGUUGAUUACGGCGCCACGGCGGAGGAGCUAGAAGCCCACUUUCACGGUUGCGGCUCCGUCAACAGAGUCACCAUCCUGUGUGACAAGUUCACAGGGCAUCCCAAAGGAUUUGCCUAUAUCGAGUUUUCAGACAAGGAGUCUGUGAGGACGGCCAUGGCAUUGGACGAGUCUCUGUUCAGAGGAAGGCAGAUUAAGGUGGGUGUGAAGAGAACAAACAGGCCAGGUAUCAGCACCACAGACCGCGGGUUUCCUCGGGCCCGCUUCCGCUCACGAGGAGGGAACUUUAACCCGUCACGUGCACGUUACUACAGUGGCUACACACCGCCCAGAGGCAGAGGACGGGCCUUCAGGGGCCGAGGGCGAACAACAUCGUGGUAUUCCCCUUACUAAUACCCCCAAACACCCUUACUAUCACCUCCUUGUCCCCAUACAAAAAAAGAAUGAAAAAAGUCCCCCAAUAAAGGAAGGAAUCCUGAGAAGAAAAAAGACCCCAAAAAAAAGACAAAAAAUAUAUAUAAAUAUAUCCUGGACAGACAAACUGGCCGCAGUGUGCGAUUGUGUGUGAGCGUGCGUGUGCGGAGUUGGUGCGGUCACCCUGGUAAGGUAUAUGAUGGCCGUUGGGGAGAUUUGGUGGCAUUUCUUUUGAGAAGAUGUUAUCUCAGGCUGCAGAUGUGUCUCCUUUGUCUGGGUGUGAGGGUCACAGCCAACACAGCCCCCAAAUGCUUACAUUUGAAAAGCAAACAUCGAGGAUAAGUCAAUCUUUUUUGCUUUUUUUUAUGUACCGUACAUGUGAAACUUCCAAUAGCAAAAAUGUUGUUUAUUUUUUAGGUUGUGGUAUUGGAGUUCUCAUAUUCCCUUGUCUCUCUGACCAGUUGCCACUUACCCUGCCCCAUCCUUUAACUCAUCACUUUUGUUACCAUUUCCCUUUGGUUCCAUCCCAUGCUCUCUUGUUUUCAGUAUCUGACAGCGAUUGCCUUUCAGUGGGUAAAAAAAAUAAAUGUAAUCUCCUUUUAGCCCAUGGCAUUCACCCCAAGAAAGCAUGGCCAGAGCUCUGCCAACUUUA